Messenger RNA from Aedes albopictus (Asian tiger mosquito), 1531 nucleotides. Its product is annotated as zinc finger protein 569-like. The record is from RefSeq and is a predicted model, not a curated record. Gene Ontology annotation, molecular function: zinc ion binding; RNA polymerase II cis-regulatory region sequence-specific DNA binding; DNA-binding transcription factor activity, RNA polymerase II-specific. Gene Ontology annotation, cellular component: nucleus. Gene Ontology annotation, biological process: regulation of DNA-templated transcription. NCBI's taxonomy places the organism in Eukaryota, Metazoa, Arthropoda, Insecta, Diptera, Culicidae.
GUGUGGCAAUGCAAAUACUUCAUGCGAAAAGAUACGAAAAAGAUCCAAAACUGAACAUACUGAAUUACAAACACCAGACUGCACUUCUAAACCCGAAAGGAACAAAAAAUCAAAGUUACGUAAAACUCAGGCUCACAAAGAUUCACCCGAAUUAGCCCAAGAGAUUUCUGAGAAGAAUGACACAGAUCAUAUUCAGAAAAACUCUAUACCCAGCAGCAAAAACAGCAGUGACUAUAUCUGUACAACGUGUGAUCGUUCGUUCCAACGAAAAGGUCAACUCAAAAACCAUUUGAGAAGCCAUCAGGAACACGUUGCCGAGGAUCUUUCGAUUGACAUGGAAACAAUCCGUUUGUCUCAAUUGAGUAGAUUGACGAUCCAGUUGCCGGGCAUUGAUGGCAUUGCAGAAACUGUAGAAGAAAAGGAAAAUGUUAAAGGCGCUAAACUAACCGUCCACCAAUGCAAGAUAUGUUCGAAGCAACUCAAAUCACAUCAACGGCUUCACAACCACAUGAGGAAUCAUCAACCUAAGGAACACGUGUGUAAACACUGCGGAUUUUCGUUUGGUCGAAGAGACAAUUUGCAGCGACAUCUGAAGACUCACACAAAAUCAAUUUUCGAUAGACCAGAACGAGCAGAAUCGGGCGAAACUCUUUCAGAUGAGGAUGUUCGUUCAAAGGAAAACGAAUCAGAUCGCAGCUCAGCAAUGGGUUGUAAAUCCGAUAAAGACAAUCCCUACAUCGGUAGGCUGCAACCGUUUCAGUGCAACGAGUGCUAUAGGGAGUGCAAAACUGCCCAAAACUUACGCUAUCAUAUGAGAGCUGUGCAUGGUCCUAAAAACCAUGUUUGCCUUACCUGUGGAGUUCGGUUCAGUAAAAAGAACAAUUUGAAAAAGCAUCUACGCACCAAGACUCAUUUGAACAUGUUGGUUAACAAUUCGCUUCAGAACAAACUGUCGGUUACUAUAAAGGAGGAUGAUGACGAGCAAAUGGUACCCACAAAAUCAAAGAAAACUCAAACUGCAUCGCUUGAAACAUCGGCAAUGGACGAAAGGUCACAUUCUUCCGGAACAAAAAUCGAAAAUGAGAUCGGUCAAAAAGAAAGCAGCGCGCCCGUUGAGAACAGUGUGGAUUCCGAAGGACGUGCCUCAACUGCUUCAAAUGCAACUGAUCAAGAGGGAUAUCUUUGCUUGAUUUGCAACCGAUCGUUCAAUCGACAAAGUAAGCUGACCAACCACAGAAGAGUUCAUGAAGAGCCGCCCUCAAGUGCGGGUGAGGAUGAAGAGUGAUUGAAUUAUUGUAUUCUUAUAAGCUCAAGCAUUUUAGUGCAAUUCAUUGAUUGCCAUGCCAAAAAUGUAAUUGAACUAGAGACAUUUGUAGAGUACUCUGCUCUUCGAAAUAUAACUUCAGUGGGGUUGCAGAAACAAUAGUAGUGCCUUAUUUUAAAAUUUAUUAGCAUAAGGAUCUCGGAAUCGAAAAUCAAUAAUGUUCGUUACAUUUACCCAAUAUAUUUACAUCAACAUUUCGUUUAGACA